Molecule: messenger RNA, 855 nt
Organism: Miscanthus lutarioriparius
Lineage: Eukaryota; Viridiplantae; Streptophyta; Magnoliopsida; Poales; Poaceae
Source: the annotation of a GenBank genome assembly
AUGGGGUACUUGAGCUCCGUGAUCGGCCACCCCACCGAUGGAUCCUCCGUCAGUGGCGGCGGCCUCAGCCAGAAUGGUAAAUUUAGCUAUGGCUAUGCAAGCUCCCCUGGUAAAAGGGCAUCAAUGGAAGACUUCUAUGAGACAAAAAUUGACUGUGUUGAUGGUCAGAUAAUUGGUCUUUUUGGAGUUUUUGACGGUCAUGGUGGUGCUAAAGUAGCAGAGUAUGUUAAAGAAAACUUGUUCAACAAUCUUGUUAGUCAUCCAAAGUUCAUCAGUGAUACUAAAGUCGCUAUAGAUGAUGCUUAUAAAAGCACCGACAGUGAAUUCUUAGAAUCUGACAGUAGUCAAAAUCAAUGUGGGUCGACUGCAUCAACUGCUGUACUUGUUGGUGAUCGCCUCUUUGUCGCAAAUGUUGGUGACUCUAGGGCUAUCAUAUGCAGGGAAGGAAAUGCUAUUGCUGUUUCAAAAGAUCACAAGCCUGAUCAAACUGAUGAGCGGCAGCGUAUUGAAGAUGCUGGAGGUUUUGUGAUGUGGGCAGGAACAUGGCGUGUUGGUGGUGUACUUGCUGUUUCUCGUGCUUUUGGUGACAAACUCUUAAAGCAAUACGUAGUUGUGGAUCCGGAGAUCCGAGAGGAAGUUGUCGAUGACACACUUGAGUUUCUCAUCCUUGCAAGUGAUGGGCUGUGGGAUGUGGUCUCUAACGAGGAAGCUGUCGCGAUGACCAGAUCCAUUCAGGACCCAGAAGAGGCUGCAAAGAAGCUCUUGCAAGAGGCCUACAAGAGGGAGAGCAGUGACAACAUAACUUGUGUCGUUGUGCGCUUCUUGCGCGGGCAAGGUAGUAGUGGAUACGUUUAA